AUGACGAGAUAUACUAAACUUGAGAAAAAGAAAUAUGAAGAGGCUGCUGGUUUUGAAAAUCUUGCUAAAAAAUGCGAUAAAAAGAAAAUCGAAAAAAGUCCUGAGAUAAGAGUUAAAAGUUCUGAAAAACGCAGGCUAAGGAGAAUCAAAGGACGACUGAAUACAACUAUUUGCUUUGGAUGCAGACAAGUAGGUCACAGUGUAAGAGAUUGCCCGACAGCAAAAGAACAAGGAAUAGGCAUUUGUUUUACUUGCGGAUCAGCUGAACAUACUUCAAAAAGUUGUAAAAAAUCCGUCAAAUUAGGAGAUAAAUAUAAAUAUGCUAAGUGCUUUGUAUGCAACGAGCAAGGUCAUCUUUCCGGUCAAUGCCCAAAGAAUGAAAAAGGUUUAUACCCUAAUGGUGGGGCAUGCAGAUUUUGCGGAAAAGUCGAUCAUUUUGCAAAAGAUUGUACAUUGAAAAAAGAAGAAGUUGGAACUGUUGUUGUAGGCAAGUCAGAUUUACAACAUGGAGCUGAUGAUGAUGAUUAUCAUAUCUUUAUUAAUGAAAAGAAAAAAUUGAAGAAAGAAGAAAAGAUUGAGAGAUUGUCGAAAAUACGGAAAGGCAAGAUAAAGCCAAAGAUAAUUAAAUUGUGA
Molecule: messenger RNA, 633 nt
Organism: Scutellospora calospora
Lineage: Eukaryota; Fungi; Glomeromycota; Glomeromycetes; Diversisporales; Gigasporaceae
Source: the annotation of a GenBank genome assembly